AUUUUCUAAUAUCCCUCUGUCUUGUCUUGAGUGAAGCGGCGAAAACAAGAAAAAAGAUGGUUCCUUUUUGUUUCUGGAGAUUCGUUCUUGUGACCCUUCACUGAAAAGUUUAGGUCUUUCUUCUUCACUCUGAAUCUCUCGCCGAUUUGAGAGAAAUGGGUGUUGAUUGGUUUCAGCUCGCUCAGUCUCUAAUCUUCGGUUUGAUCUUCGCUUACCUUCUCGCCAAGCUGAUCUCCAUCCUCGUCGCGUUUAAAGACGACAACCUCUCCCUCACUCGCAGCCACGACGCCGCCCAAUCGGAGAAUGAAUACUACCGGAAGGUCGAUUCUUCAGCCGGCGAGACGGAUUCUCUUGUGGCGGAGCAAGGAAGCUUGAGAGGCGAUGAAGACGAUGAUGAAGACGAUUGGGAAGGUGUGGAAAGCACGGAGCUUGAUGAAGCAUUCAGUGCCGCGACGGCUUUUGUGGCGGCUGCUGCUUCGGACAGGCUUUCGCAGAAAGUGUCGAGCGAGUUGCAGCUUCAGCUUUAUGGGUUGUAUAAGAUUGCUACCGAAGGAGCUUGUACUGCUCCUCAGCCUUCAGCUCUCAAAAUGACUGCUCGUGCUAAGUGGCAAGCAUGGCAGAAGAUGGGUGCAAUGCCAGCUGAGGAAGCGAUGGAGAAGUACAUCGACCUUGUGACUCACUUGUACCCAGCUUGGGUUGAAGGUGGCUCGAAAGGAAGGAAUCGUAGUGGUGAUGCUGCAGGAUCCAGCUCUAGAGCACCCAUGGGACCAGUGUUUAGCUCAUUGGUUUACGAAGAAGAAUCCGAAAAUGAGUUGAAGAUUGAUGCAGUCCACGCCUUUGCUAGAGAAGGAGAAGUGGAGAAUCUAUUGAAAUGCAUAGAAAGUGGCAUACCAGUAAAUGCAAGAGAUAGUGAAGGUCGGACACCGCUGCAUUGGGCUAUAGACCGUGGCCACUUGAAUGUUGCUAAAGCUCUAGUUGAUAACAAGGCCGAUGUUAAUGCUAAGGACAAUGAAGGCCAAACCGCUCUGCACUACGCUGUUGUGUGCGAAAGAGAGGCUCUUGCAGAGUUUCUAGUGAAGCAGAAAGCUGAUACAAGCAUUAAAGAUGAAGAUGGGAACUCGCCUCUUGAUCUCUGUGAAUCAGAGUGGUCUUGGAUGCGAGAGAAGAAGGAUUCUGAUUGAGAUUUUGUACUCUUUGAACUGUGUGUUCAAUGUCUUAAAACAGAGAUGUUUCGUAUACCUUUCUUGCUACUUUGCUUCUGUAACGGUUUUAGGCUACCUCAAAGCAUUUUGCGUAGAAGUAACGGUUUUGUUUGUUACUAUAUCGAACCAGAGAGAGAGAUCAUCAUCCCAAUAAAGCUCAAAAAUGCUGUUAAAACCAGCUAGAGACUA
Molecule: messenger RNA, 1391 nt
Organism: Brassica napus (rape)
Lineage: Eukaryota; Viridiplantae; Streptophyta; Magnoliopsida; Brassicales; Brassicaceae
Product: acyl-CoA-binding domain-containing protein 1
Exons: 6
Coding region: 156-1181 (341 amino acids)
Molecular function (GO): fatty-acyl-CoA binding; protein binding
Source: RefSeq, a predicted model, not a curated record